This is a messenger RNA of Coffea eugenioides, 663 nucleotides long. RefSeq names its product citrate-binding protein-like. The coding region runs from base 1 to 663 and encodes 220 amino acids. The transcript is spliced from 2 exons. The record is from RefSeq and is a predicted model, not a curated record. NCBI's taxonomy places the organism in Eukaryota, Viridiplantae, Streptophyta, Magnoliopsida, Gentianales, Rubiaceae.
AUGACAUCUUUUUCCUCAACCUUCUUGCAAUUUGCCAUUCUCCAAUUCCUCUUGUACAAAGUCCUCUGCUGUGAAGGACCCGUAGAUCCAUCCAAGGGCUUCAUUUCUUUGCCUUUUAAUACAUCAUUUUACCACAUUCAGAAACCAUAUGAUGUGCCUGUAGAUCAAAGAUACAAGUUCGUAGAUGGAGUUCACUAUUUGUGGGUAUUUUCAACCGAUAAACCACACACUCCCACUAGUCAUACAAAACCUCGAACUGAGAUUGGGAUACAGGGGUAUAACUAUUCUUCAGGUGUUUGGCAAUUUGAAGGGGAUUUUUACGUGCCAUCGGGGACAUCAGGUGUCUGCAUCAUGCAAGUUUUCGGGGCAACUGCUCCUCAUGCCACAACUCUGAUGCUUAGGGUUUACAAUAGCUCACUCUUUUACUAUACUGAUUCUGUUCUGUUUCCAAGCGUCUAUGACAAGUGGUUUCAUCUCAAUGUGGUUCAUGAUGUUUUAGCUGCAAAGGUGAAGGUUUUCAUUGAUGGUUGUCUAAAGAUUGUCGCAGAUGGCCGUGGAGGCACCUCACAUACUUUCAAAUGUGGUGUUUAUGCUCAAAAUGAUGAUUCUUAUCGCAUGGAAUCACGAUGGAAGAACAUCGAAAUUCUAAAAAUAAGAGAUUAA